AUGGCUUCCUUCAAGGCGAAAGCAGCAGACGUAGGUGGAGGCUCUGGUUCCGCUCUAAGUCCAACCCUUCUCAUCGUAUCUGGACUCGCGACGGUGGUGGCAACAUUGGUCUCAGCCAUAUCGAUCUACCUGCACCUCAAAAACUACCGGAAACCUAUAUUGCAACGGUGA
Heterobasidion irregulare TC 32-1 is the source of this 171-nucleotide messenger RNA. RefSeq lists its product as uncharacterized. The record is from RefSeq and is a predicted model, not a curated record. The transcript has a single exon. Lineage: Eukaryota; Fungi; Basidiomycota; Agaricomycetes; Russulales; Bondarzewiaceae. The coding region runs from base 1 to 171 and encodes 56 amino acids.